AUCCAGCGACAGGUCAUGCGUGAGCAUCCACGUACCCUGGAGCAAGCUGUCAUGGCAGCAAACACCGUGGAGCAGUCGUCAGGGCCACCGGCGUCGGGGCCACCAGCCAGUAGAGAGUCGCGUUCCGUGCCCAGCUUCCGUGGUCAGGGCCUCCGCAAGCUGACGGACCAAGAGCGUGUCCAACUGCGAGCAAUGGGACACUGCUUUGCUUGCAGGAAGCCAGGCCACCUCGCUAAAGACUGUACUGAGGGUGGACAGCGCUACCCAAACGCUGGUCGCCAGUAAGAAAGGGGGUGCGCUUACUGGCGACGACCCAAGCGCCCACGCCGGUACCAGUCGCUAACCGGUUCGGAGCUCUGGAGGUUGAAGACGUUGCUCUCCAGGAACCUACGGAGCCGGAGACACCCAUAGCUGUAGGAAAUAAUUGUCCCGUUGCAGAAAGGUGUCAUGUCAGCAACGUCAGCGUCGGCAAUGAACCUGAACACGACCUACUGCGCAUACAGGGAAAGAUCGGCGGUCGCCGUGCAGUGAUGCUGAUAGAUUCCGGUUCGACGCAUGACUUCAUUGCAGACAGUUUUGUUCGAAAGCAUCAUCUUGACACGGAUGCAAGCUCAGCAGUGCUGAGCGUAACAUUGGCGGACGGCUCGACCAGCGAGGUCCCGCAGAUUUCCACACGCACGCUAAGGGUGACAGUCGGGGGCUUCAGUGAGGAACAGCACUUUACUGUGUAUCCCCUGACUCGCUACGACGCUAUUCUUGGCAAGCCGUGGCUUACAAGGAACAACCCCAGCAUCAACUUCCGUACGAACGAAGUUCAGUUGGACGGUGAGCCCUUUGUUGCCAAAUUGCCUUCAGCUAACCCGCCGACAGCCGACCGGCCAUCUGUGGAAAGCAUGUUUAUCAGUGGCCGACAAGCUCGUCAUGCCCUGAGGAGUGGAGCCGAGGGGUUUCUUGCAUGGGUCACUGCUGCAAACGAGGAGAAUCGUUCCGGGCCACAACUCCAGGAAUCAGAGCAACAAGACAUCCAGAACCUGCUCAAGAGGUACCAGGAUUUAUUUCCAGACGAGCUGCCGAAUGAGCUUCCACCGAAGAGACCAGUCGACCAUGAAAUCCAGAUAGAAGAUGGAGCCAGACCACCGUCUCGACCCGCCUACCGCCUGCCGAAACCAGAGAUGGACGAGCUCCAGUCACAGCUAUCAGAAUUACUUGAGAAGGGAUUCAUUGAGCCAAGUAAGUCGCCAUACGGUGCACCUGUGUUUUUUGUGAAAAAGUCGGAUGGUACUCUGAGAAUGGUGUGCGAUUGGCGAGAAUUGAAUAGAAUUACGAUCAAAAACAAAGCUUGUCUUCCUAAUAUUGAUGACUUAUUCGACACGAUCCAGGGCAGUGCAUAUUUCUCCAAGUUGGACUUGCGGUCAGGCUACAAUCAAAUCAGAAUUCAAGACUCGGAUGUUUCUAAGACGGCCAUUAAUACGCCGUUCGGCCACUUCCAAUUUAGAGUCAUGGGAUUCGGGCUGACUAAUGCCCCGGCCACCUUUCAGUCACUCAUGAACUCUAUUCUGCAACCGCAUCUCCGAAAAUUCGUUGUAGUAUUCUUGGAUGACAUUCUAGUUUUCAGCAAGACCUGGGAAGAUCAUCAGCAUCAUCUUCAAACAGUUCUAGAAACACUUAGAAAUAGUGAGCUGUAUUGCAAACAGUCUAAAUGCGAAUUCGGCGUGAGAGAAGUUCUCUUCUUGGGGCAUAAAAUCAACGGCACAUCAAUUUCCCCUGAUCCCAAGAAGAUAAGUGCUGUGGAAACAUGGCCAACUCCGUCGUCAGUAACUGAUGUGAGGAAGUUUCUUGGCUUUGCAAACUAUUUCCGAAGGUUCAUAGAUCCACACUCGACCAUCUCUCGUCCAUUAGAAGAAAUCACCGGAAAAAAUUCACGCUUUGAAUGGAGCGCUGCUAGACAGAAGGCAUUUGAGUCUCUAAAAUCAGCAUUACUCGAGGCGCCAGUGUUGCAACUGGCCGAUGUUGAGAAAAGCUUCAUGGUAGAAACUGACGCAAGUGACUUUGCCGUGGCGGGUGUGCUCCUGCAGCAGGGAGAAGAUAUGGAUUUGCAUCCCGUAGCCUAUUGUAGUCGGAAACUGUCAGCUGCAGAACGCAACUAUACUGCGGCCGAGAGGGAAACGUUGGCUGUGGUAUUUGCAUUAAAGUGCUGGAGAAUCUAUCUAUUCCGCCACUUUGACCUGAUGACUGAUAAGCCUUUGACGGAGUUUGGCAUGCUGGCCUCCAAGCUACCUGACUCGCCGCCGACAACGCGUCAAGGCUUUGCCAUGGACAACAGCAAGUCAAGAGAGAUGAGCCAUUUUACCUUUGAUCAACUCAGUCAGAGUGGUGUUGCAUCAAACCCCUACGCUCACAACGCUUUGGUUCCACAAGACCAAACACGCAGCGCACCGACACCAUUCUCCUCCCUUCAAAGUUCGGCGGCACCAAAUCUUCAGCUUAAGGAUCACCAGCACUAUGACAACUUGUGUGAUGGAGUACUUUUUCCGUCCUUGCCACACGUGUCCACGGGCGAGAGCUCCAAUGUAAAUACAGGACUCGUACAUCAUGAUGUGUUGGCGACUUUGUGUGAUAGUAAGGUGAUAUCAGCACCACCACAUAUUUCAAGCUUACUUGCCAUACCACCAAGCCAACACGACCUCAGUAAGCCACGACCACAGAGUAGCGUCCUUGGACAACAGCUAUCAAUGAAAGAACCAGAAAAUCCAGCCUUGACAUUCUCCUUCGACCUAAGUUCGGCGCCACCCAACCUUCCCCCUAGGCUAAUGCCGAAUGACCAACACAAAUCCAACAGCGUGGGGGAUGCAGCACGCUUUCCGUCCCCGCAGCAAGUCAUUACCGACGUGGGUUCAUUUGCAAAUAUAGGAUUCCCACAUGAUGUGUUUGCGCAUUUGGAUGACACGAAUGCGAUGGCAGUGCCAAGGCAAGGACGACAACGUCUCCAGCCACAUCAUAUUCCAAGUUUACCUGGAAUGCCACAAAGUCGUCAUGAGCUCAGGGAGCCACUACCACAAAGCACCUUACUUGGUCAGCUACCGGCAAUGAAACACCCUGAUAACUCAGCGACACCAUUCCCCUUCCGACCACUCUUUGAGCCUAACCUACCCAACAGCUGGGGUGAUGCAACAAUUUCGGCGUCCUCGUCACAAGUCUCUACCGGCACCGGAUGCAUUGCAAAUACAGGAUUACCUCAUGAUGUGUUUGCCUCUUCGAGUGGAAGUGAUGUGUUGCUAUCACCAUUACUAGCAAGAGACCCGCAACGAGAACAACAUCUCCAUACGCCGCAACUCCCGAGCUUACCGGAAAUGCUACCAAAUCAACACGACCUCAACGAGCCACUACCACAGAGUAACUUACUUGGACAGCAGCUGUCGACUAAAGAACAUGCAAAAUCAGCCAAUGCCAAACUAGUCUGCCCGGAAUGCAAAACGAGUUUCUCAUAUCCGUCGGAGCUCAAAAGACACAUGACAGUGCACACCGGUGAAAAGCCAUAUCGUUGCACGGAUUGUGGAAACGCCUUCUCGCGGAAGAGUAGUCUAACUGUACACAUCCGAAAACACGCUGGGGAGAAGCCAUAA
Sycon ciliatum is the source of this 3623-nucleotide messenger RNA. RefSeq lists its product as uncharacterized. The transcript is spliced from 3 exons. The record is from RefSeq and is a predicted model, not a curated record. The coding region runs from base 531 to 3623 and encodes 1030 amino acids. Lineage: Eukaryota; Metazoa; Porifera; Calcarea; Leucosolenida; Sycettidae.